GUCAGCGUGCUGCAGCAGAGGCACACAGUGGAUGCAGAGAAGUUACCGCUUACUGGAGGAGGACGACAGAAAAGUUUCUCAAGUUUUAUUCUGAGUCCUUUUUGCAGGCGAGACGUCCGAGAGAAAUACAUUGGUUUGGGCAGUUUGCGCGCAGCUGGAGCAGACUCUGCAAACACUGGUGAAGGACACGUUUCUGGAGUCCUGACAUGGAUGUAACUAUCACUUUGAACUUCAUAAGGGAAUACUGAGAGGAAUUUGGAUACCUGGACACUCGGCUUCUCUUCGAUACAGCGGAGCAACAGAUGAAUGUUUAAAAAGAAGGAGCCAAAAUGAAGACAGCUGCCAAGGGUUUUGGGAAGUCUAUAAUGGACCCUUCAGGUUGGUGGAACAGAAGAAUAGCGCUAAUGGUGUAUGUGGUCUUGGAGCUUGUAACGGUCCAUUCAUCCGUCGUCCUCGGGACUCUUGAGCUGCAGCUGGAUGAGGAACAGCCAGCAGGCACCAUUGUGGGUGACAUUAGUGCCGGACUUCCCCCUGGCGUCACUGCAUCCCUGUUCUUCAUCUCAGACCAUGAAGGCACAGGUGUGGGCACUGAUUUGGACAUAGAUGAGAGCACAGGGAUUAUUAAAACUGCUAAGGUUCUGGACAGGGAACUUCGGGAUAGGUACAAUUUCAUCGCAGUUACCAUGACGGGUGUGACAGUGGAGGUGACUAUCAAGGUGAAUGACAUAAAUGACCAUGCUCCGGCGUUCCCCAAAAAACGGGCCACCUUUAAAAUCCCUGAGCAGACAGCCAUCGGCACCAGGUUUCCUCUCGACCCAGCUGUUGAUGCAGAUAAAGGCCAGCUCACCACACAGGGUUAUCUCAUCAAGGAUGGAAAUGUUGGCCAGGCUUUCACCUUGGAGACAAGGAGGGGAAGCAAUGAGGUCCUCUAUCUGGACUUGGUGGUCAAUGCCAUUCUAGACAGAGAGAAAAGAUCCACCUAUACUUUAUCUCUGGAGGCCUUUGAUGGUGGUUCUCCCAAGAGGACUGAUCAGAUAACUUUAGAUAUUACAGUACAAGACAUCAAUGACAACGCUCCUGUUUUUAACCAGAGCCGCUACCAUGCUAUAAUAUCUGAAAACCUCCACCCAGGAAGCAACAUCCUGCAGGUGUUUGCCACAGAUGCCGAUGAUGGAGACAAUGGAAUGGUUUUGUAUGAAAUCAACCGCAGACAAAGCGAUCCAGACCACUACUUUGUCAUCGACUCCCGUACAGGCGUGAUUACACUCAAUAAGCCGCUUGACUUUGAGAUGAGGCGAGUCCACGAGCUGGUGGUCCAGGCUCAGGACAACGCAACUCAACCAGAGGUGACGAAUGCCUUCGUUACGAUCCAUGUGAGAGACUACAAUGACAACCAGCCCACCAUGACUAUCAUCUUCCUCAGUGAGGAUGGAUCUCCAAGGAUCUCUGAAGGCGCACAGCCAGGCCAGUAUGUUGCCAGGAUUUCAGUCACCGAUCCAGACUACGGCGAGUAUGCAAAUGUCAAUGUGUCACUAGAGGGUGGAGAUGGAAAAUUCGCCCUGACCACCAAGGAUAGCAUCAUAUAUCUGAUCUGUGUGGACCAGAUACUCGACCGGGAGGAGAGAGACACCUACGAGCUGAGGGUGAUGGCAACAGACUCGGGCACGCCUCCUCUCAGAGCCGAGUCAUCCUUUGUAAUCCAGGUGACUGACGUCAAUGACAACCCUCCUCUGUUUGACCAGCCAGUGUACAGGCAGGUCAUCCCUGAGGUGGUGUUUCCAGGGAGCUUUGUGUUACAGGUGACGGCUCGAGACAAAGACCAGGGACCCAAUGGGGACAUUAACUACAGCAUCCUGCAAGACCAAGGUGCGUACUCGGACUGGUUCAGUAUAGACUCAGUAACUGGGAUUAUCACCACUCUCACACAGCUGGAUUAUGAAAAGAACCCUAAUCCCAGUAUAACUGUGGUGGCGACUGAUGGAGGGAAACCACCGCUCUCCUCCACUGCUGUGGUAAACAUUGUACUUCAGGAUAUUAACGACAACGAGCCUGUUUUUGAGAGAAACUUCUACAACGUGUCCAUCAUGGAGAACACAGCUCUUGGGACCUGCAUCCUUGAGGUGACUGCGACUGACUCUGAUGGAGGCUCCUUUGGCUCGGUCACCUACUCCCUCGGUUCUGGCAUUAACAGCGCAGUUCCUGCUCAGUUCACCAUCAGCAAAGAGACCGGUCAGAUCUGCACCAAUGCUGCAUUAGACAGAGAUGAAGGGCCGGCCAGCUACGACUUCACCGUAACUGCAGUGGAUGGGGGUGGACUGAGCUCAGUAGCCUAUGUGAGGGUAGAUCUAGUAGACAUAAAUGACAACAGGCCUGCCUUCUACCCCGUCAGCUAUGCUGUCAGUUUGAGCACGCAGAGCGCCCCCGGGACGUCUGUGGUCAGGGUGACAGCUUAUGACCUGGACUCGGGCGAGAAUGGCAAAGUCUCAUACAAAACAAUACCUGGAGGGGGCUCGCCGUACUUCACUCUCAACAGAGACACAGGUGUGAUCUCGCUGUCUCGAUCCGUCUAUGGGAAGGCCAACUCUGUCAUUCCGAUGAUAAUCUCCGCUCAAGAUGGUGGAGGUCUGACCGCCCUCAUCAAUGCCAGAGUCAACAUUAGCGUGGUGGCGGGGCUGGUGGCACCACCUGUCUUUGAACAGGCUCAGUACUACUUUACUGUGUCAGAGGACGCCCUGCAGGGGACGAGUGUAGGCAUCGUCCAGGCCAGCAGCAAGACAGGUACCCCUAGAGAUAUAUCCUACACAAUCAGCUCCGGGGACCCUGCAGGAUACUUUACAGUGGAUCCUGACACCGGAGCCCUAAGGACCAGUCUGCCUUUGGAUCACGAAGCCCAGUCAGCUCUUGAUUUAGAGGUGCAGGCCCGCAGUGGAAAUCCCCCUGCCUUCGGUCAGACUCGUGUCCACAUUACCAUCGCAGACAUCAAUGAUAACCCGCCUGUUUUCCUGCCUUCAUCCUCUGAGUCUUUACUGCUGCCAGAGUACACAGAAAUGGGCACAGUGGUGUACCGGGUCCAAGCUGAGGACAGAGACUCUGGCGUGAAUGGACAGCUGAGUUAUGAUCUGUUGUCACUUAGUGGAGUUCAGAGGACCUUUAGCAUUGAGCGCAGCAGUGGAGAGAUCCGAUUGGUCGGGAGCCUUAACUAUGAGACCACUCCUCGCUAUGACCUCCAGGUGAUUGCAAAAGACAGUGGGGUACCGCAGCUAAGUGCUACCUUUGUACUUGUGGUUCACGUUCAGGCUGAGAAUGACCAGGGACCUUUGUUUGAUACGCUCACCUACCGUGUGGAAAUCAAAGAAGGGACCCCGAUAAACACUCGCUUCCUGCAGGUCAGAGCUUUGAACAGAGAAACCCCCAGCUCUGGAUACACUAGCCCUCUGGCAUAUCACCUGCGCCCAGAUGGAGAUGCAGCAGGGUUUGGCAUCGCUGCAGACAGCGGCUGGCUGUUUGUGAAGAGUGCCCUGGACAGAGAAGUCAAAGACAUGUAUCUUCUAACAGUGAUGGCUAGCCAGGGUCACGGACAGUUAAAGAAGACAGGCAGCGCCACGGUGAGAGUUUCCGUUACUGAUGAGAACGACAACUCUCCUCGUCUCGCACAGGAGCGGGUCUUCAUGGCUGUGAGAGAAAACCUUCCUGCGGGGACAGGCUUUGGCCACGUGACAGCCUCAGACCGAGACAGCGGCUCCAACGGACGCCUCAGCUACCGCCUGCUGCAUGCUGACCGCCACUUUCAGAUCAACUCCCACACAGGUGAGAUCAGUACAAGGACUUCUCUGGACCGAGAGCAGCAGUCGAGUUACCAGCUGGUGGUGGUGGUUCAAGACGGAGGUUCGCCCCCUCGUAGCGCUACGGGCACCGCCUUCAUCACUGUACUGGAUGACAAUGAUAACGAUCCCACUUUCACCCAUAGCCAGUCAGGCAAGAACCUCAUCAUACAGGUGACAGAAGGUCAGUCCUCUGGGGUGUUACUGGGAAGCCUGCAGGCCAAAGACCCAGACGAAGGAGAGAAUGGCACCGUCUUUUACUCUUUGUCAGGUCCCCGGGCUGAGCGAUUCUCUUUGAACCCAAACACUGGGGAGCUUCGUUCAUCAUCCCCUCUCAUCCACUCGGAGCGGGCUGACUACACCCUGACGGUGACAGCCACUGACAGGGGCCUACCCUCUCGCAGCACCUCCUGCUCCCUCACCAUUCAGGUUCUCAGCACCAGCAAACCUUCUACCAAGACCAACUCCCUUUCUAUGGCCUUUAAUUCUGUGGAGGAGGCAAAGCCGGGCUCAGUUCUUGGUUCGGUCCGCCUCCGUGACAGAGAGCCAUCAGAGGAAGGGGAGGUGACCUACGUGGUGGUGGGGGGCACGGACAAAGACGGGACCUUUGUCGUGGACCGUCUGACUGGAGACGUGUACCUGGCUCGUCCUUUAGACUAUGAACGAGACGAGCGCUACACCCUGCAGAUUGAAGUAGAUGACUUCUCACAGAAUCCUCCCAGCAGCACCUUGGUCCACCUGGACAUUGACGUAGAGGAUAGCAACGACCACUCCCCUCAGUUCCCAGAGGACCCCAUCACCAUCGUGGUCUCAGAGAGCAUGGCUUCCGGCUCGUCCGUCUACACUUUCCAGGCCACAGAUAAAGACGGCAGCGGGCCAAACAGCGAGUUGAGGUAUUCCAUUCUCCACCAGUGGCCAGACACCCCAGGUCUUCUGGCCCUGGACCCCUCGACUGGGGUUCUAUCACUGAGCCAGGAGCUGGACUAUGAGGUCACCUCGAACCUGAUACUGGUUGUCAGGGCAACAGACUCCGCCGAAGAUGUCAGACAGAGGCGCUGGGGUUCUGUCACAGCGAGGGUGUAUGUUACAGAUGAGAACGACAACCCACCCGUGUUCAGCUCGCCAACGGCUGUCAGUGUGAUGGAGGACCAGCCGGUGGGCUUCGUGGUGCUCUAUGUCAUGGCCAGAGACGCGGACCAGGGCGAGAACGGCAGAGUGACCUACAGUAUCCAGUCAGGAAACACCAGAGGAACGUUUAACCUCAACCCUAACACCGGCUCUCUGUCUAUUUUCAAACCUCUGGACCGUGAGGAGCAGGACAUCUUUAACCUCACAAUAGUCACCGAGGAUCAUGGGAUACCAGCAUACUCGUCCAGCCAGCUGUUGUGUGUCCAUGUGAUUGAUGUUAACGAUGAGGUGCCCUGGUUUGAGGAGAGCCAGUAUGAAGCCCAGAUUUCAGAGAACGAGGCUCCAGGAACUAGUGUACUGACAGUGUUUGCCUCUGAUCUGGACCAAGGAACCAAUGGACAGGUGACAUACAGUGGGAUCUCAGGAGAGGAUUUCACCAUAGAGCCAGUUACAGGUGUAAUAACAGCCACUAAGUCGCUCGACAGGGAGGUACAGGAGUACUACACUCUCACAGUUUAUGCUAAAGAUGGAGGCCUCCCCCCUAAUUAUGCCAAAGCCACAGUGAGGAUCAGAGUUCUUGAUGAGAAUGACAACAUCCCUCGCUUUGGACGUCUCUACUACAGCAUCGAGGUGCCUGAAAACCUGGAGGCUUUGCCUCUGUUCACACUGAGAGCCACUGACAAGGACAUAGGUGACAGUGGGAAGAUUAACUACAAAAUUACUGGUGGAGAUCCAUCUGGAGACUUCAGCCUGGACAGACAGUCAGGUGUUCUCUACACUUCAAGGCCUCUGGAUCGAGAGAGGAAGGAGGGGUACAAGCUAACAGUCACAGCUCAGGACCGGGGCAGCCCUCCCCUCAGCAGUACGGCUACAGUGGAAGUUACUGUUCUAGACAUGAAUGAUAACAGCCCUCAGUUUCAAAGCAGCAGCUACACUGCAGACAUUUCUGAAGAUGUUCCUAUUGGCUCACUGGUUCUGGAGGUUAAAGCCAUUGAUCUGGACCAGGGCCCAAACAGCCAGGUUCUGUACUAUCUGAGCAGUGGCUCCCGCAGCAUGUUCAUCAUAGAGCAGAACACAGGCCGCAUCAUCACCGCGGCUCCUCUGGACAGAGAGAGAACCGCUUCUUACACCUUUGAGGUGUACGCCACUGACUCCUCCCCUGUGAACCCACUAAACUCUACUGCUCAGGUGACCAUCUACAUUCAGGAUGUGAACGAUAACGCCCCAUUCUUCAUCCAGGACCCCCUUAUUGUGAACAUCUCGGCCAGUAGUGUGUCCAGCCACAGAGUGUUGGCCACCAUGAGAGCAGAGGACAAAGACUUUGGAGCUAAUGGCUCUGUGUUUUACCGUUUUGCCAACCCUGUGAGGGGCUUCACCAUAAACUCGCUGACAGGAGACAUCCAGGCCACAGAGAAGCUGCAGACUCUGACUCAAAGCCAGAGGACUUUGAUAGUUCAGGCCAUGGACCAGGGCAACCCGGCUCAGUCGUCUCUGGGGGUGGUUAUCAUUUAUAUCAGGGAGCAGAGCUACAGUGGGAUUCGCUUCCCUCGUAUGGCCCGAGAUGUCAGUCUGCAGGAGAAUGCCGCUAAAGGCACAGUGGUGACACAGACUCAGGCCCAGUACCCUGAUGGCUCUCAGACUGGUAUCAGCUACAGUAUUUUCAGUGGAAACAGAAUCCAAUCUUUUGGUAUAAACGCCAUUACUGGGGAAAUUUGGGUCCAGAAGUCAGAGGGACUAGACUUUGAGGAGACCCCCAAACUCCGACUUGUGGUGAAAGCUGAGACAGCGUCCUCCAGCACGUACAUGGCUGUCAACUUAAUCCUGCAGGAUGUCAAUGAUAACUUGCCUCGAUUCCAACUUCAGAACUACGUAGCCUACAUUAGAGAGGCACAGGGCUACGAUUUCCCCAUUAUCCAGGUUGCUGCAGAUGACCUGGACCAGGGUCAAAACGGUCAGGUAACCUACUCCAUCAGGUCUUCAUCCAUGAGUGGUUUGUUUAAGAUAGACCCGCUGACUGGCAGCAUCACUACUGCAGCCAUAAUGGACAGAGAGAUCUGGACUCAAACAAAGCUUGUUGUUACGGCAACAGACCGGGGAACCCCGCGGCUUGCUGGCUCUGCAACUCUGACUGUCAUCAUCAUUGACCUCAACGACAACAGUCCCAUGAUUCCUCUACCCCGAGAGAUCAGAGUGCCUGAGGAUACUCUGGUCGGCACAGUGAUCACACAGGUGACAGGAAAUGAUGUGGACUCUGGGCCAGCCCUUUCUUAUACUCUACACCUGGAGAGCAACAGCCAGGGCAUGUUUGGGAUUCAUCGUUUUGGAGGCGGGGUGUCUCUGACUGGCCCUCUGGACUAUGAGGAGAGGACUUGGUACACUUUGACUGUGAGAUCAUCAGACUCCAAACAUCAGAGUGAGGCUAACCUCACCAUUCUGGUAGAGGAUGUGAACGAUAAUGCCCCCAUCUUUACUCAAGACUUGUAUCAGGUGACUGUAUCAGAGCACCUCCCAGCAGGCAGCGCUGUCGUCACCGUAACAGCCACUGACUCUGACUUUGGGGAUAACGGGAGGAUUACCUACAGAGUAAUGUCAUCAACAAAAGGAGCCUUCUACAUUGACCCAAGCAAUGGCACUUUGUUCACCAGCCAAAAAACUGAGUUUGAUUUUGAGAAUCCCUCCAUCCUGGUGCUAAUUGAGGCGCGGGAUCAAGGCACUCCUCCACUUUCAUCCAUUGCCACUGUCCAAGUACAAGUGUCUGAUGUCAACGACAACGCCCCCAUCUUCCACCAAUCCGAAUACAGAGCCACGGUGUCUGAAGACGGACUUCCUGGAUCAACUGUUCUGACCUUAGAAGCUGUGGAUGGAGACUUGUCCCGGGAUAACUGUGGUUUUGAUUUUGCCAUUGCCAGUGGCAACUCUGGUAAUGCCUUCCAGAUUGAGAGCAGCGUGCGCUUCUUGGAGGGGCAGGGCUUCCAGACUGUCGGCAGCCUGAUCCUGGUGGAGCAUCUGGACUUUGAAGCCGUGCCAAGUUAUAACCUGACUGUUGUGGUAUCAGAUCGCGGAAUCCCUCAGCAUAGCUCCAGCGUGCCUAUCCUAAUCAGUGUAAUGGAUGCCAAUGACAACCCUCCAGCUUUCAGCCGGACGGAGUACAGCGUAGUGCUGAGCGAGGGUGCAGCGGCGGGGACAGAGAUCCUGCAUCUGUCUGCUACAGAUCCAGACUCUGCUCCGAAUGGAGAGGUGCAGUAUUCCAUAAGCUCAGGGGAUGAAACAGACCUGUUCCUUGUGGAUCAGUGGACUGGAGCAUUAAGGCUGCAGAGACCUCUAAACAGUGAAAAACAGUCGUCCCAUAUGAUCGUUGUUCAGGCGACUGAUGGUCAAGGGCACUACGCUUUGGCUCCAGUCAGUAUUGAAGUGAAGGACAUCAACGAUAACCGGCCUUUCUUUCCCCUCAAACUAUUAACAGCCAGCAUCAGGGAAAACCAACCCAAGAAUGCCUUAGUCACCAUGUUGCACGCCAUCGACCACGACAGAGGUGUUUACGGACAGUUAAGGUAUUACAUGCUAGACAACUCUAAGGAGGGAAAAGAGGCCUUUGUCAUCAACCAAACGACUGGAGAAAUACGGACUUGCACAACUUUUGACUUUGAAAAAGUCAACUCCUUCAACUUUGUGGCUGUUGCCAUGGAUGCUGGAAACUAUUCUGCUACUGUAACAGUGGAGAUUUAUGUUACAGGAGAGGAUGAAUAUGAUCCUGUUUUCACCUCCCCACAGUUCUCAUUCGAAGUGCCUGAAGGAGCAAAGAAAGGUCAGAUCAUCGGCAAAGUACAAGCCAGAGAUGAGGACGGAGGCGUGGAUGGAAUUGUCCUCUACUCUCUCUCAGACAUCUCGCCUUAUUUUGAAGUCAAUAAAUCAACAGGAGCUAUUUCCUUAAAGAUGGAUAGCUACAGUAGACACACCAGCCGCUCAAAAAGAGAGCUUCGUCUCAUGACCCUGGAAGUGACCGCUCAGAGUCCUUUAGAGACGUCCCGCACUGCAGUAGCUAAAGUUACUGUCGAUGUGACCCAUACGUCUUUUGGCCUCUCCACAGAUAUGAACAUGCUGCUUAUCAGUGUCAUUGCAGUUUCUCUCGGGACAAUAGUCAUACUCAUAAUAAUUGCUGUGGCACUGUUUUUUGUUAAAUUAAGACGACAGGCGAAGGACCAGAAAGGAUGUGGACGAACAGCAGCGUCAGGCACCAUGCUGCACAAGUUUGAAGAAAGUAAAAUAGCAGCCAGUGAGAUGAUUUAUCAUCAGGCCCUUCCUGGAUACGUAGCUGAUCAGAGCAGCACCAGUGGGGGUCCGUACACUCGUGGAGGGUCACUGGAUCCCUCUCACUCCAGCGGGCGUGGCUCAGCAGAGGCAGAAGCAGCAGAAGACGAUGAGAUCAGAAUGAUUAAUGAAUACCCUCGAGUGUCAAGUAUCUCCUCCUCCAUGCAGGAGCGCAUCUCUGCCCGAGGUCCUGACUCUGGGAUCCAGCAGGAUGCAGACCAGCUGUCAGACGUGUCCUGUGAGCCAUCCCUAGACUGGUUCAGAGGGAAAAAACUGGGCAGUGUGAGUAGUACUUUACUGGCUGGCCAGGUGCCAGUCUACAGGGAUGAAGGGGGCGGGUACGUAGGUGUGGGACGAGGACUUAGCAUCUCCCACCCUAAGGAUUAUACUUUCCCAGAGGAUGGAAAGCCAGCUGUGGACGGUUCUCUGACAGCUAUCGUGGCGAGCGACGAGGAGCUGAGGGGUAGCUAUAACUGGGACUAUCUGCUGAACUGGUGCCCCCAGUUCCAACCUUUAGCUAACGUUUUUACUGAAAUAGCACGUUUAAAAGAUGAAACUGCUCCUCCCAAUCCUCGCAGGUCGUUUCAUCACAAAAUAAAGGCUGAGUCAAGAAUCGACCCGCCUCCUCUUAUAACCUCUGUGGCCCACCCUGGGGCUAAAACUGUACCUCCAAAGCCUGCAGUAGGGAGGACUUACCCUAGCUUGGCUUCUUUUCGGAGAUCCCCUCUCAGCGCUGAGGGAUCCAUCUCCUCAGUCGCCAUGUCUCCAAGUUUCUCACCCUCUCUGUCCCCAUUGGCAGCACGAUCUCCCGCCAUCACACCCUUCAAUGUCUCCCAGGGCCCCUCAGCAUCAAUGAUCAGCACAAGUGAGCACCAUUUGGAGCACAGCGAGGAAGCAGAGCUGAGGAUUUAAAUUCUUAAGAGUGACACAAAACUGAAUCAUUGCUUUCCCAGACUUCUUCUACUGUAUGACCACAGAGGCUGCAGACUGAAAUGAGUCAGUGCCAUUCUCUUUUCCUUUUUCUGUGUGAGAGAAUGAGUAAACAAGGUUACAUUUAAAGUCCAAAUAGCAGAAGCUCUGGUGCUCACUGAAGGAAAAAUGAACUACAUGGAUGGCCAAAAUGGACUAAGCCUUUUGUGUAAGUGAAUGUGUGUUUGUGUGUGUGGUAGUGAGAGUGAGUGUAUGCUUAUAUAACUCCUUGUUAUUCUGUUGAUCAGUGUUAAUUUGCACAUUUAAACAGAGAUUCAUACAUGAUGUCAAUAUUUUGUACAAAAGCAUUGUCUAUAUUUUUAUACUUUUAGUGGUUUCUGACAAGAAAUGGCAUUAAAGUGUCAAAGGUUGCUAAAACCUCAGAAUAUAUUUUAUAUUUGUAUAUUUGUUCAUUGUACUGUAUACUUGUUUUACUGUACUGUAAGUUGAUUUAAUCUCUUGUAAUUCUUAACCUCUGUGGUUUGAAAUGAAGCUCAUCAUUAAUGCUUUAUGAAUUGUAAAUAUUUAUAGAGAAAGAGAUGCCCUUGCUUGAACAAAUGAAACAUCAGUCAGAAUAGAGUACUGUGGGAUCUGAUUUUCUACAGUCCCGUGUUUGAUCUCACAUCAAAAGGUGAUCAUGAAUGUGAGAUGACACAAAGUUGUUUAAGUCCUCAACAAACGUCCCCGCUUUCUCUUUAAAGGAAGAUUGAAUCUGACAUCCAGUGAUCGUGUCCUUGAGGUGCCCUGGCUUUAACUCCUCACAGCGAGCCUUAUAGCUUUGGUUUUGAAAAUAAAACACGUGAGGCAGAGCGCUGAACAGCAAUGUGAUAAAUGUAAAACUGUUUGCCCUACCAGCAGCUUAAUCAUUCCCGAGAAUGCAAGCAGGUGUUGGCCAUUUGUCUACUCAUCUAAAGCUCCUUAGUAAAAUGUUCUAGAAACAUUAAGGCUUUAAAUCAGCACUAACAUGACCUGCUGUAGCUUUUUCUCUUAUUUUUGUCUAGAUUUAUUGCCCAGCAGUACAAAAAACUGUAAUGAAUGACCACAUUUGUCUCCUUCUUUGUUAUAGCUCUAAAAAAGCCUGUAUUGAUUAAACGUAACAAUAUCAAAUGUUCUAUAUAAAAGAAAAAGGUGUAUUUUUAUGAAUGUUCACAAACAAGAGAAUGUUUCCAUUCUAGUGACAAUAAAUUUGUCAUGUUCAUGUUCAGCCAUAGUUCAUAAAGAUGCUUUUACACAGAUGCCUAUGUCUUUACAACAUUCAUGAAUGUGUAUUUGUUGCCUUUACAAGAUGAAGUGUCUACAUUUGCAUUAAUAGUUACAUGGUCUGAAUGUAGAUUUACCCCCUUUAAUUAUUUGCAGCAUCUGCAGUAUUGCAGACAUACUGUACUAUCGUAGUAGAGGGAGCUGAGCUGGAUGGCAAAAUUAUCAAUUUACCCGUCAAUCUUCGUUCCAACCCUCACCUAUGGUCAUGAACUCUAGGUAAUGACCGAAAGAAUAAGAUUGUGAGUUCAAGCAUCCGAAAUCAGAUUCAUCUCCUGGCUGUGGCUGUCCUUAGAGAUAGGGUAAGGAGCUUAGACAUCCGGGAUCUCAAAGUAAAGGCCCUGCUCCUUCACCUCUAAAGGAGCCAGUUUAGGUGCCAUGGGCAUCUGCUUCCUGGUCACCUCCCUGUGGAGGACUUCCAGGCUCCUCCAACUGGAAUGAGACCCUGGGAUAGACCCAGGACUCGCUGGAGGGAUUAUAUAUCCCAUCUGGCAUGGAAACACCUCAGAAUCCUCCAGGAUGAACUGGAAAAGGUUGCUGGGAAGAGGAAUGUCUGGGUGGACUUGCUUAGCCUGCUGCCACCACAACCGUCCUGUUAGGCAGAAGAAAAUGGAUGGAUGUUUUCUGUCCAGUUCUAGAGCCCUAAUAAUCCUGUCUAAAGCAACACUAACAUAUUAAAGAUUUUUUUAUUUAUUACAGGUAGACUAUAGGAGCUGAAGGGCUUAGUAAAUUAUUUACAAAUGAGGAUGAAAUUAUGAGCACCUAAGAAAAGUUCAUUUUUUAAAGUAUUUCUGAAGUUCUGCUAAACAGAGCAAGUAAUCUUUAACGCAGUUUUCCUGACAUCCUAGUUUUAUUUUGGAUGCUUACAUUAUUUUACUUUGCAAACAAAACACAAUUAUUUCAUAUGAGCCAAAAACUACCAGGGCCUGAAUUAUUGCCCCCUCUAAUUCAAAUAAUCAAUAGUGUCUCCUUUUUGCUGGAUAAGAGCCUACAGUCUGUUGACGUAGUUUUGAGGAACUGAGGAGCCCCAGCCCAUUCUUCGUUGGCCAAUCUCUCAAGAUCCUCCAGAUUUGAUUUUCAUUGGAUUUGGGUCAUUGUCAUGUUGGAAGACAAAGCGACAUCCCACACCCAGUUCUGCUGUUGACUGCCUGAGGUUCUUUCUAAAUAAUCUUCCCAUAUCCUUCUUUCUUCAUGCUUCCUUCAACCUUAACAAGAUUCUCAAUUCCAGACCCACCGAAGCAUCCCCACGGAGUAAUACUCCCACUGCUGUCUCUCUUCUUCCUCCAAACAUAAGCAAUGUCUCUAUGGCCAAAGAGCUCUAGUUUGGUAUCAUCUAACAAAAGGACUGGCUUCCAGUAUGGAUAAUCUUUCUCCAGGUUGUCCUUAGCAUACUUCAGUCUGACUUAAAGGGGUCUCUACUGCAGAAGUUCUUUCUUGGUCUGCAACCCCUCAGUCCAUUCCCUGUGCAGGGCUCUAGUGAUGGUUUUCUUUGAGACUACAAUUCCUGAUUUUGUUAAGUCCUUCCCUAAUGUCUUGUCAGUCACUCUGGGGUCUUUAGCCACAUCUCUCACUAGUUUUCUUUCCACGGUCUUUGAAAGCUUUCUCUUCCUACCUCUGCCAGGCUUGUUUUGUACUGUGUGGCUCUAGACACUUGGAAAUUGUUACGAGAUAACGUUGUAAACCCUUUUCCUGCUUUGUGAGCAUCAGUAACUCUUUUUAUCAAGCUUGAACUGAUUCAUCUAGUUUUUGCCAUGAUGCUUUCCCCUUGACAACUCAAACCCUUACCGAAGUCUUUAUAUUGGGUGUAAAUUGGAAGAUAACCCUCAGUUUGACCCUGAUUUUACAUCAUUUGAGCAUUACAAAGUUAAAGCACAUCACUGAACAACAGUAGUUUGGGUAAUGGCUCAACAUAUAAGUCAGUUCUAAAGGGGGCUAAUAAUUUUGACCCUGGUAGUUUUUGUUAUUUUUGUGAAAUAAUUUUGUGUCUGUGUCCAAAGUAAAAAGAUGUUAGCAUUAAAAAUAAAACUAGGAUGUUUGGAAGAGCUGUUUAAAAAAUUCCUUGCUUUAUUUAACAGCAUUUGGGGAAAUACUUGGGGAAAAAAGAACUCUUCAUAGGGGACUAAUAAUUUCAUCUCCAUCUGUACAAGGAUGCUAUUUUGACCAUGGCCAAAUGGACAUAAGCACUACCUAUGUGACAAAAUGAAGGUACCUUGUUGUUUGCAUUCUUUUGUACUGAAAAGUAUUAUCUGCCACUUAUUUCAUGUUUGUCCAAGCUGUGCAUUUAAUGGUGCCAUAAAAGAGAAGAUUCUUCCAAAUGUUCGCACUAAUUUU
This is a messenger RNA of Cheilinus undulatus (humphead wrasse), 13814 nucleotides long. Its product is annotated as protocadherin-16-like. Bases 330 to 10169 code for a protein of 3279 amino acids. Gene Ontology annotation, biological process: homophilic cell-cell adhesion. The transcript is spliced from 21 exons. Gene Ontology annotation, cellular component: plasma membrane. The record is from RefSeq and is a predicted model, not a curated record. Gene Ontology annotation, molecular function: calcium ion binding. Lineage: Eukaryota; Metazoa; Chordata; Actinopteri; Labriformes; Labridae.